Messenger RNA from Peronospora belbahrii, 2058 nucleotides. Lineage: Eukaryota; Oomycota; Peronosporomycetes; Peronosporales; Peronosporaceae. The record is from the annotation of a GenBank genome assembly.
AUGCCAACAAAACGUGUCAAGGGGAAGAAAAAGCUCAAGUCGAUUAAAGCAAAACAAACGGAUGCCAUGGGUAGUAAACGUCGUUUAGCUAAAUUUGGUAAAGAACAACGCAAAGGAAUGCGUGGAUGUGCUGCAAAUUACAUUACAAGGAGUCAAGCAUUGAAACGAUUACAAAUUACAUUGAAGGAUUUUCGUCGAUUGUGUAUAUUAAAAGGAAUUUAUCCACGUGAACCCAAGAAAAAGACAGGAGGCAAGGAGAAGACGUAUUACUAUCUGAAAGACGUCAUGUUCGUAGCUCAUGAACCAGUUUUGGAAAAGUUUCGAGCGUUUAAAACGUUUAUGAAAAAGAUCAAGAAAGCAAUGGGAAGAAAGGAUUAUCAAGAAGCGAAACGAAAACAUGAGAAUCGACCACUGUAUGAAUUGGAUCAUCUUGUGAAAGAACGGUAUCCACGCUUUAUUGAUGCACUUGGUGAUUUAGAUGAUGCCUUGUGUCUUGUACACUUAUUUGCACUCAUGCCAACGGGAAAUGGAAUUCAUGCAGAAGCCACGAGUAUGUGCUUACGUCUUGUACGUGAGUGGCAGAAUUAUAUUGUGGUGACUCGAUCACUUACAAAGGUUUUUGUAAGUAUUAAAGGGAUUUACUAUCAAGCUCAUGUACAAGGUCAGACGAUGACGUGGCUUGUACCGCAUCAAUUCACACCAACUGUGGAUAAACGAGUGGAUGUGAGAGUUAUGCUCACGUUUUUAGAGUUUUAUCAAGUACUGCUCAAGUUUGUCAAUGCUCAAUUGUAUAUGCAGAUUGGAGUCGCGUAUCCUCCAAAGAUUAAUUUACAUCUUGAUUCAGCAGGUGCUCUACUUGCUGCGAUUGAAUUGGAGAGAACGAAGGAGGAAACGAUGAAUGAUACUGACGCGAAAAUGGACGAGGUCAUGGAGACUGACAAGGAUAUUUCGGAGCAGCAAAAGGAGUCGGAGAAGCGACUCAAGACGCUUGGUGGUGCGAUUGCAAAGUACACUGACCCUGUGGAAGAAGAUGAACAUGAUGAGGACGAGACGUUGUACGGCAAGAUGAGCGAACCGCUAGAGGCUGCCUUUGCAUCGAAUGAGCUGGCUGCACAAAUCUAUAGUGAGCAACGCAAGGAGCGCAGUGAGAAGAGUCUCUUUAGUGGUCUCACCUUUUUCUUGUCUCGUGAGGUUCCUUCGGCUUGUUUAGAAUUGGUGCUACGCUCGCACGGCGCUACCUUGGGCUGGGACGGCGCUGGUUCUCCGCUUGAUGAGAAGAACACGUGCAUCACGCAUCACAUUAUGGAUCGUCCUCAUCAGGGUCACCGAUACUUUAACCGUGAGUAUGUCCAGCCGCAGUGGGUGUUCGACUCAGUAAACAAUGGCAUCUUGCUGCCUCUGGCGCGCUAUGUACCUGGUGCAGACCUUCCGCCUCACCUCUCACCUUUUGUAGACGAUGCACAGGAAGGCUAUACCCCUGAAUAUCGCAAGGAGCUUGAAAAGCUGAAAUCAGCCUCACAGGUGCUGCGCGAGGUUGGCGCUGUUGGCGUCGAAGGCGCAUCAGACUCGGAAGAUGAGGACGCUGAGGAGAUGGAAGAAGCAUACGCUGCUGGUCUUAAGGCCGAAGUGGACGGCAGGACUGUUGAAAAGGAAGGUAGUGACAGCGAGGAGGAGGAAGCAGAAGAAGAGGAUGGUAAGAAGGAGGACGAGGUUGACGACGAUGAUGAUGAGACCGUUGAAGAGGAAGAAGACAAGUCGUUGUCUCUUAAGCGCAAGGCGGACGUGGUAACUGCAAUCAAGAAGUCCAAGCGUGUUAAGAAGGAAGAAGAUGCCGCCGAGCUCAAGGAGCUAGCAAAGACCAUGAUGUCGAAGAAGGCCAAGCGUCUCUACGACCGUAUGCAGUACGGUCUGGGCAAGAAGGCUGACAAGAUUCAAAAGCUCGAGGACAAACGUGCCAAGCUAGAGGCCGAGAAGGAGAAGAGCAAAGUAGCCGAAACGUCGACCAAGGUGGGAUCCAAAAAGCACAAGCGGAAGCACAAGGGUGUGAGCGCCAAGUAG